Molecule: messenger RNA, 688 nt
Organism: Paramecium octaurelia
Lineage: Eukaryota; Ciliophora; Oligohymenophorea; Peniculida; Parameciidae
Source: the annotation of a GenBank genome assembly
AUGUUUCUUUGCAUAUAAGAUUAAGUACCUUAACUAACAAACAGAUGUUCAAUAGAUGUGGCUGAUAUAGAAUAAUAGGAAUAGCAAUCAUUAAUUACUGAAUAUAAGUAAAAAUAUCAAUUGAAUUAAUCGAUGAACAUUAUCUUAAAAGAAAAAAUAGUAUAUAUAUAUAAGUAUUUUAUUAUAAUACUCUUAGCAAGAGCGAAUUUGAUCUUUUGGGAAUCUAAAAUUCAUUUACAUAUUAUUUGUUAAUAUAUAACAUAACGACAAAACUAAUUCCUAAAAUUGAUUUAUAAAAUAUAGAAAUAGAAAAUUAACCAGUAAAUAUGCAAAUAACUUUUAGGAUUGUUAGGCUAAUGUGUGUGGUAAACAUUGCGGUUUAUUAUUGAUUUAUAUCGCUCCCCUCAGAUCUUGCCUCUCUAGGUCAGUUUGGAAAUAAACUUGCAAUUUACAGUUCAGUCUCAAAGUGUGUUUAUAAUCAGGUUAUUGUUCAGCUAUCUUUGAGGUCAUAAAAAAAAGUAUAUUCCACUGUUACUUAUCUAAAAAUGAUUCAUUAUGCAAUUGGAUACUGUCUGAUUCUGUCCACUCUUAACGAUUAAAUUAAUUAGCAAUAGCACUUGAUACGUAGAAUUUAUAUUUGUUAUGUUAAUAACUUUAGCUCCCACCAAAGAUAGUAGCUGAUAGAUGA